AUGUCCAACAGCAAAUGUUAUUUUACAUUUAACUUUUCAAUUAAAAAUAUUUCACUAUCUGUCUAUGAUUAUAUUUUUCAGAAACCACAUUUGAGAAUUACUUCCAUCCAGUGCUAUGUGUGUUUACUUCUAAAUACUCAUUUUUUAACUGAGGCUGGCAUGCGUGUCUUCAUUUUGGGCUGUAUUAGUGCAGGUAUUCCUAAAACAGAGGCUAACUGGGAAGAUGUAAGAAAGGAUUUGCAAAAAAUUGAAAAUCUUAUUCAACCCCGUUGCAAAGUAACAGCAAUGAACUGCUUUCUCCUGGAGCUAGAAGUUAUUUCACAUGAGUCCAGAGAUGGAGACAUAGAGGAAACAGUAAAAAACCUGAUCCUCCUAGCAAACAGUAGUUUAUCUUCUAAUGGGGUGAGUUAUCCAAUAGUUUUACAGUGCUACAUCUGAUGUUUUUGGCUUGAUUGCAAGAAGCUAUUAGUAGACAAGCAGGUCUUUCUCAGCAGUGCUCAGGAGAAAGAAUUCAUUUCUAGUGGAGUGGCAUCCAAAAGUGGCACCAUAGUUGGCGUAUACACAUGGUCCUCAACUGUUCAUUGACUGAUUUGAUAAAUAGACAUUUGCUAAAUAAUGCCAGGCAGUGUGCUUCAGUGCUGCAGUCACAGUGGUGAACCAAACAGGUGCUUUAAAUAAACAUUAAUCUAAUUACAUAAUCACAUGUUCAACAUCAGUAACAGUAACUCACAUUGGGGUUUUUCUGUGUGCCUGACACUGUUCUUAAAGCUUUAAACUGAUAUUCAUUUAAUCCUCAAAAUAAAUCUGUGAGAUUAUUAUCCUUAUAUCUUUUUUAAAAUCCAGUGAACCUCAUUUCUAGUUGAAAGGUGAAGAAACUGGAGUAUUGGGAGCUUAAAUCAUUUGCUCCAAUUCAUGUAGCUAGUAAAAUAGGAAGCCAUAAUUCUAACCAAGCAGAGUCUAUCUCCUUAUGCUGGAAAAGGAUAAUCAUAAUUAAUGAUUAAUGACUGGAGUGUAGUUUAGGACAUGCCAGGCAACGUAAGCAAUAGAGGGUUCUAAGAGAACUGAUGCUAUGGAGCCAUGGUAGAUGGGGAACCAGCUGUGCAGAGUCCUAAAGCACAAAGAAUCAUGGCUUUCAUGGCAGAACACUCGUGGCAAAGGCGAAAUGACAGAAACAGAGAGGGUGUCGUCAAA
This is a messenger RNA of Ictidomys tridecemlineatus (thirteen-lined ground squirrel), 1191 nucleotides long. The record is from RefSeq and is a predicted model, not a curated record. NCBI's taxonomy places the organism in Eukaryota, Metazoa, Chordata, Mammalia, Rodentia, Sciuridae.